This is a messenger RNA of Mauremys mutica (yellowpond turtle), 699 nucleotides long. RefSeq names its product E3 ubiquitin-protein ligase TRIM41-like. The record is from RefSeq and is a predicted model, not a curated record. The transcript has 3 exons. Lineage: Eukaryota; Metazoa; Chordata; Testudines; Geoemydidae. The coding region runs from base 13 to 699 and encodes 228 amino acids. Gene Ontology annotation, molecular function: zinc ion binding.
CCAGAGGGAGCCAUGGCCACAGACAACCCCGUGGAAAGUCUCCAGGAGGAAGCUACGUGCCCCAUCUGUCUGGAGUAUUUUAAGGACCCAGUGACUAUAGACUGUGGGCACAAUUUCUGCCGAGCCUGCAUCGCCCAGUGCUGGGAGGGAUCGAAUACAGACGUCUCCUGCCCUCAGUGCAGAGAAACUGUGCAACAGAGAAACCUCAGGCCCAACAGGAAGCUGGCAAAUAUUGUGGAAAUAGCCAAACGGCUGAGUUUACAGGCAGCAAAGGGAGCAGGAGAGGAGAGGGUGUGUGGGGAACACCAGGAGACUCUGAAACUGUUCUGUGAAGAGGAUCAAACUUCUGUCUGUGUGGUUUGCCAUCUGUCCCGGGCUCACAGAGAUCACAGGGUGGUUCCCAUAGAGGAGGCUGCCCAGGAGUACAAGGAGAAACUCCAGGGAACUCUGGGCUCUCUGAGGAAGGAGCUGGAAGAGGCCCUGACUCUGAUGUCUAAGGAGGAGAAGAAAACCACAGUGUGGCAGAUGGGGAGGGUGUGUUGGCUGCUACAGCCAUCGGUUUUCAGUGGCCUCCAUGACAAAGCUCUGCAGCUUCUCUGCAGCCUGGAGGAAACAGUUUGUUCCUUCUCGCUCUGCACCCACCAUCCCUGCAGUGAAUCUGCCCAGUGCCUGGGCCAGACACUGGAGCUGGGAGGAUGA